AUGAGCAGGCUAUCGAAGGAGUAUGUGUCCACUUCCGAGGAGGAAAACGAGGGAGCUACGGUGGAGUUUGCGCCUCCAGCAGGAUACGUGAGAUGUAAGCAUUUGAAGAAGUUCCACAAGAAAAAGUCUGACGAGCAGCUGUGGCUGAUAAAAGUGCCCAGUUCGCUGGAUAUAUCGAAGUUGAAGAAGCUGCCUAUAGAUUUUAGUGGGAAGGAAAACGGGGAAGCGGCGAUAACGAGCGAGGGCAAAAGUUAUACCGUCAACAUGGACGUUACACAGCGGGAGGAGCAGGAUAGCAGUAAUUUAACGCUGCUGGUCCCGGACGAGAGCCGAGAUAGUCUGCGUGUCGGGGGCGAUAAGAGCAAAUCGUGGGGGUUCGAUAGGGUCUUCAGCGUGAGCGAGGCAGCGGCGGUUCCAAGGAUCGAGUACGAAGAGCUGAGAGUGCCACGCUCGGACGUGGUGAAGGUGGAGGGCUUACAGGUGAGACAUUUUGCCUCAGGGUACGACGAGAAGGAGAAGAGCAAGAAACGCGGAGCGACGGAUUCUUCGGCAGCACCAUCGAAGAAGCACAAAAAGAAGGACAAGAAGAAAUCCAAGAUAAAAUAA
Messenger RNA from Torulaspora globosa, 606 nucleotides. RefSeq names its product DNA-directed RNA polymerase I subunit RPA34 (gene RPA34). The coding region runs from base 1 to 606 and encodes 201 amino acids. The record is from RefSeq and is a predicted model, not a curated record. The transcript has a single exon. Gene Ontology annotation, biological process: transcription by RNA polymerase I. NCBI's taxonomy places the organism in Eukaryota, Fungi, Ascomycota, Saccharomycetes, Saccharomycetales, Saccharomycetaceae.